AUGGGUCGCGGAGCUGAGAGCUCGACGCCCGAGGGGUUAGAGAUGGACUUGGCGGAACUGGAGGCUGCGUGCGCGGAGGUGGGCAUUAGCUUUGAGGCCGAGGCUUCCGUGCAGGAGUCGGCCUUCGUGGCCGCGGUGUCCGCGCUUGACUUGUUCGAGGGCAUGGGCUCCGGGCCAUCGGAUGGAACGGAGAGCCAGAGAUAUGAGUCCUUGUUCAGCAUGACCAAGACGGACAGGUUCGAGUCAAAGCGAUACUCCACUGUGGAUGAAGAGGUAGUGAGGGGCAUCUCUUUGCGCAAGUCCUUGUCGGGAUUGGGCCGGGUCUGGCGCUAUAAGCCUGCCACCUGGGAGCCAGAGCAUCGUGCUGCCUUGCACAAUCUUUCAUGGAAUGUGGAUCACUUGGACGUCUUCCUCUCGCACACGUGGAGGACCCCCGGUUGGCACAAGAUCCUGGCUCUCUCCUUCCAGUGUGGCUGCUGGAACACUCUUGCCCUCUGGUGCGCGGCCGAAAUCAUGGCCAUCGUUCUGUGCUUAGCGGACGUGCUGCCGAUGCCUUUGGUGUACGAGGCAAACGUCAUGGGCUUCACCCAAGACUGUCCCAUGGGCCUCUGGGUGUUUGCCUUUGGCGCAUUCGCCCUCUUCCUGGGCCUGCUCCUCACGCCCUACUGGCCGGACCGAUGCACUCCGCCCGACGUGGGCUUCAUCGACGUCGCCAGCAUCGAUCAGCAGGACCGCCGGCUGAUGGAGCGCGGCAUAUACGGCAUCGCAGGAUUCUUGCGCGUGUCUUCGGAGCUGCGCGUCCUCUGGAGCUCGCCAUACUUGUCUCGCCUCUGGUGCAUCUUCGAGCUUGCGGCAUACAAGAAGGUCAACCCUAGUGGCAUCAUCAGCUUUCGACCUCUCUUUGUCGAGAGGAUCCUCUUGGGGCUGCUGAUGGCCGCGUUGACUUCUGGAUUCUGCUUGAUUCUGGUGAGGUCGGGCACUGGAGGGAGUGUCAUGAUCUACCUGAACUACGGGGUCUUCGUCCUCCCGUACUUGCUUGUGGCGGCCCUGCUGCGGAGGAACUACCAAGAGAAGCACGAGCUGCGACAGGAGCUCGAACAUUUCGACUUGAAUCAAGUCCAAUGCUCGCAGGACUUUGACAGAAAGUUCAUCCAUGCGGCGAUCGAGAAGUGGUAUGGGAGCAAGGAGGCCUUCACCGAGCACGUGCGGCGGGACCUGCGGCACGAGCUGGAACCCAGCCUGGCCAUCAGCCGCUUUCCACUUCCGUACCUUCUCUUGUGGUUCGCGACUUUGUUGAGCACCAGCUUCGAAUUCUUCUUGGCCCUCUGGAAAGGUGGAGCACCAGUCGCAUGCUUAGUGUCCUUCGCCGCCGGAAUCCUUGUGGGAAUCGACAUCUUCGUGGCCGCUUCCUGCGUUGUGCUGAUGACGCGCCUGUGUGAUCGCCUUGCCUUUCGCCGCUUCGGCCCCUUCGACCAUCUCCAGUCUCUCCUGAUUUGCGCGAUUAUCGUCACUCUGUUUAGUGUUUCAAACUCCCUCGCCAUUAUGGCUUAUAGCCACAGCCUGGAGAAUAGUCUCCUCUUUGUGACGGUCGCUUUCGUGGUGUCCGUCUUCGUUUGGUGGCUUGACAGGGCCAGGAGAACGAACAGCACCAGCGCUCAAAGUGGCACGAGCUAUGCUAUUUGGUCAGAGGAGUCAGAGGUCGGGGAAUCCCUUCAAGCCGCAUCUUUGCCUGCCAACCCCUCUUCCUGGGUCAACGGCUCGGAGCUCCUCCCUUGGGAAUUCACCGGCACUCUCUGCGGGGGGAAAGGGGCACUCCGGGCACCGGGCGGAACCACGGAACCAGACGAGGUGAUGAAAGUGGCAGCUGCCUUGGCAGCGGUGCCACUUCUCUUCGCUGUUCGUCCAUACCAGGAAAUCAAGCUGCUCGCGGAUGACAGCUUGGAUGGUGGAGGCCAAAAGCAUGAUCAUCGACACCAUUUCUUGAGUCAGGGAAAAGGCCUGCAAGAGGAGGCUGUGAGGUCUAAGGAGAGCCUUCGAGUGGAUGCGGGGCCUUUGCCCAAGAAGCUGCCGAACUGCUCCGACUCAGAUGGGGUGCUGGCUCUCUCAGGCCUUUACGAGGUCACAAACGAGAUGCACUUCCCAGGAGAUUGCAAGAUCAGCACAACAGGCGCCGCCGAGGUGCGGCUGAGUGCUCCCAUCCGGUUUGAGGGUGAGGUUCAACUUCUCGGCACAGUGGCCUUUAAGGCCCACACGCCCUUGCCCGGGCCUUGUGUCACGAUGGGAAGCUGCGCAGUGCACCGAAGCUCGAGCACCAGCUUCUCCGGCUGUGAGAACAAUGACGAAGUCGCUUCCACGCGGCAGUCUGACGAUCAGGCGAGCGCCCUCAACAUCUUGCGGGACCUUCGCCUGAUGGGCGGCUCUCUGACCUUCACGGCCUGCAGGACAGUCAAUCACGGAGGAGCCCUGUAUGUCGGAGGCAACUUCACACAGCAGGAUGGUGAUCUUCGGGCGCUCAAUGUCGACGCAAGAUGGUCCGGAGGCGCCCUCUUUGUCGCAGGGUCGCUCAAGAUGUCGGGCGGGAGCGUCGUGGUGCAGAAUGCGACGGCCAGCACAUGCGGAGGCGCCCUUAAUAUCAUCGGGAUGUUCUCCAUGUCCGGCGGAAACGUCACCGUGCAGAACGCGGCGGCGGCUCUGGGAGGCGCUCUAGGUGCUGAGCACGCCGAUCUCUCCGGCGGCAGCCUGCAAGUGUAUAACGCCACGGCCGAAAAUGGAGGUGCCAUUCACAUCGGAGAGACGCUCUCCAUGUCUGGCGGAAACGUCACUGUGCAGAAUGCAUCGGCCAGAAGAGACGGAGGUGCUCUCCUUGUAUUUGGGGGGGGCGCCAACCUCUCCGGCGGCAGCCUGCAAGUGCGCAACGCCCAGGCCGUACAAAAUGGAGGUGCACUUUUUCUCAGCAAGCUCUCCAUGUCUGGCACAAGCAUCACUGUGCAGAAUGCAGUGGCCCACAGCCGCACCGAAGGUGGCGGCGCUCUCUACGUAAAGAAGGAGGCGAACAUCUCCGGCGGCCGCCUGCGAGUGCGCGACGCGAAGGCCAUGCAAUAUGGAGGCGCCCUUGUCACCGCAAGCAAUCUGUCCAUGUCUGGUGGAAACAUCACCGUGCAGAACGCAUGGGCCCGGAAAGGUGGAGGUGCUGUCUACGUACGUCUUCACGCCAGCCUCUCCAACGGCAGCCUGCAAGUGCGCAACGCCACGGCCGCUGAAUCUGGAGGCGCUCUUUACAUUGGACGGACGCUGUCCAUGUCUGGCGGAAACAUCACCGUGCAGAACGCAACGACCCGAAAGAAUGGAGGCGCGGUCCAUGUACAUCUACACGCCAACCUCUCCGGCGGCAGCUUGCAAGUGCGCAACGCCACGGCCGCUGAAUCUGGAG
This is a messenger RNA of Symbiodinium natans, 3430 nucleotides long. NCBI's taxonomy places the organism in Eukaryota, Dinophyceae, Suessiales, Symbiodiniaceae. The record is from the annotation of a GenBank genome assembly.